AUAUAUAUAUAUAUAUAUAUAUAUAUAUAUAUAUAUAUAUGAGUAUGUAUAUAUGUAUGUGUGCGUUCUUCAGAAAGUAAUGCAGAUUCAGCGCUUUACGAAGAUACCAAAGCGUUGAAUUUGCACGCGUCGUAUUUAGCUAUUAUUUUAUCAUCAUAGAUGUAGAUAUCAAACUGUUACGUUUGAACAUGAUUAUGAGAGUUUUCCUUCGAGUAAUUCAGUUUCUACAGUUUCAAAAUAUAUAUAUAGAAAAAUGUUAAAGAAAUCGAUCAAGAUCGAUUGAUGAAUACCAUGUAUUACCGCGAAUGAAACAGUUUGUUUGUACAUCUUUUUACUCUGGUACUUUUAUAUUACUUUAAAUAAUUCUAAUAGUGCAUGUAGCAAAAAAUAUACUACGCAAGAGUGUACGUAAGAGAAAAAGAACCAAGUACGUGUGGAAUUUGUUUAUAGAAUCUUAGGACCGACUGCAUUCUGUAAAAUCUGCACGUAUGACAAACUGCGAUCAUGUCAAUUUGCUCGAUCGUUAAUCGUACGCAAGAAACGUAAUUUAUAAGUUUCAUUAUUAUUUUUUAAUCUAUCAGACUUUUAUAUUUUCUACAUAUAUUUUUUAAAAUGGCUUUCCAUUGAAAGAUUGCUGAUUUUUGGUAGCUUUUAUUAAUACGCACGUAUGUGUACGUGCGUACGCGCGAUGUUGAUCGGUGGUAAUUAAGUAAAAAGAAAAUACGCAUAAAGCGACCGAAGAUAAAUUCGCGAAUUACCGAGAGAUCCUGUCUUAGUCAACGAAUGUUUCCGCGUAAUAUGUCUCCGACAAUAUCGAAUGUUGAAAUAGCCUCUGAUCCGUGACGACCACAUGUGAUGAGAGACAUGUACAUUACAUGCUGUAUAACUGAUUUAAUGUAACCUAAUUAUUUAAUUGAGUAAACAUUUUAUACGAAACUCUCGAGUGUGUAUGUGUGUGCGAUUCGACAUUUCUUCAAUGCACUUUCUCUCGCUUUUUCGACAACUGUACGUGAUUAUCGUUCGAGAUAAUUGAACAUCGCCGAAGUAGCUGUAUUCGCCUGAUACCAAUGUUACGAUAAAUAAGGAGAUCUAACGGUUAAUUUCUGUAGCGUGUCGGCGUGUAAUCGUGUGUACGAAACCGGUGAAAUUGGCGAACAUGCGACGAGAGGAAGAGAGAGAGGAACGGAUGGAAACGUGCCGUGACGGGGCGCUAAUUAGUUUUGCAGAUGGAAUUUGUCUCCCUUGCCCUACUCUACCGCCCAGUCGCUACGGUCAUCCACGUUUUUACACAGCUUAAUGCGAAACGCAGCCGCCGACCACUUUACAUGGAAUGCAUCAGUCGCGUACAAGUGAAACAACUGCGUUUCACACAAAGGUGAUAACGUUUGUUUACAAACUCAAAGUUCACUUUCCCGACUUUGAAUAGUAAGUAAUCGCCUUAGAUACAAUAUUUGCACUUACAAUUUAUAAAUUUACCUUCCCGUUUUGUUUUAUUUGCCGCACUUUCAACGUGACGCAAUAGAGACCGGAUGAAUAAAUAUAAAGAAGAAACAGAGGAAAUGGAAGGAGAACCGAAGAAGAGAAAGAGGAAGACCUUUCUCCGCCCCUGAUUCUAUACACGUGCAGCUCACGUGUGUGUCAGAUUUUGCUGAGGGAAAGAGGGAGAGUAAGAGAGAGAGUAAGAGGGAGGAAGGAGCAGAGAUGAGAGGAAGCUUCAUAUUCCGGAGGAACGGGAAGAGGCUGCGGCUCGACCGCUCAUUGACGAAGACUGUAUCACCGCGAGUGGUCGGCGAAAGCGCUAUUCCGAGUUUGGUCAUCGAAUACCGGAGAAACGGAACAUGGCAGCGCGCAAGAAAGAAGAAUCGACGAAGCAACGGUAUCAAGCGAACGCUCGAGAAAGGGAUCGCACUCAUAGCGUGAACACGGCUUUCAGCGCCCUGAGAACUCUGAUUCCGACCGAGCCGGCAGACAGGAAGUUGUCGAAAAUAGAGACCCUGAGGCUGGCCAGCAGUUACAUCAGUCAUUUGGAUGCCAUACUCAUUGUGGGCGCAACAGAUCAGCCUUGCUCACGCCUUCUGGAGAACAGCGGCGUUUGUUCGACGAGGCCACAAAGUUCGGCUUCGACCGGUGGUACGGAGGGGUCUAGUCCAGCCUCUAGCCCUGCCUCGGCUGCGAGUCUCACGAUGGCUGCGCCGAAAUACGGCACGCUGGUACCUAAUCGUAUUUUCGUUGGUGGCAUCUCGGCCAGCACCAGCGAGGCGGAACUUGCACAGCUCUUCUCGGCCUACGGCAACGUUAAGGCUACGAAAAUUAUCUCUGAUCGUGCCGGCGUGUCCAAGGGUUACGGCUUCGUCACUUUCGAAACGGAGGAAGAAGCGAAGCGUCUUCAGCAAGAGUCCGAAUGCAUCGUCUUGAGAGAGAGAAAGCUCAAUAUAGCGCCCGCGAUCAAGAAGCAGCCCUUCAACAGAUCUUUCGACGGUGGCUCCGGUUCGCCUCCUUCCGUGCCUACGAGUACUUACUAUUACACGAACGGUAUGGGUCUUGCUUAUCAGAACGGUAUGACAUUCUAUAACACGGCAGCUCCCGCACCGGCAACUUCCAUUGCUCCGCCGACGGACCCGGGAACGAUUUAUCAAGCUACGGGAGUGUUUGGUCCUCAAGCCGCUACCGGCCAUCAAACGUUCGCUCCUGUGAUGUAUCCGUGCCCGGCGCCGUCGUUGUACAUGCCACAGCAAUACCAAUACUCGCCUAUGCCGUACGAAACCUACUACGCAGGAGCGGCCGCUGCUGGGGCGCCCCAGUACUUGUACGCUACCGGCAGUUCGCAGAGCAACACGAGCGGUGGCGGCAAUAAUUCCGGCAGUGGCAAUAAUGGUACAGGAGCGACUAGCCCGCCGACGGCGGGCCCACCGCCGCCUCUCCCAUCUCUGCCUCCUCCACCUCCGACGCACUUUUACGCUCCUGCUGCACCGCCCCCACAUCAUCAUCCACCGGUGCCCGCGGGCCCACAUCCUCCCCCAGCACAGGUGGAUCAUCUGUACUACUCUUUUGCAGCUGGCCCGCACCCACCGCCUCCGCCGCACGCACCUAUGGGACUGACCGAGCAGCAGCUGUUGUUGUAUGCUACGGACGCAUCGUGUCAGCAAACCACCACGUCUGAUGGUCAGACUGCUCAGCAGGAGGAUUCACGUUCGACGCCGAGCCACUCGGAGCAACCGCACAAUGAGGCGCAGGCUGCCUCAGGCUCAGCCGCAACAACACCUCUGGUGUCCCUAAUGCCCGUGAAAUUCCCCGUGUCCGGUCGUUACGCUAAUUACCAACCGAUCGCGAUACACACCGCCGCCGCCAAUUUGCACAGCGCGCAAAACUGCUCGAGCGAUUCCGACGACUGCACCGCCGCCAAUGCGCCGAUGCACUGUCGCACAAUCGUUUAUCACCCGGCCACCGUGUACAUUCCACAUGCACCGUCGCCUUACCACGGCGCGUCCGGCACUGCUAGCCUACUGCCGACACCGUACUCGGCGAGUUCGCCACAUCAGUCAUACGACAACAACGUAAAGACGCAUGUUCAUCACAACUCGAGAGACGGCGGCGGCGGCAAGUACACGGGGGUCACCGGCGGUCAAGGGGGUAACUACACGAAGGGGGGUCAACAGAAUCACGGAUACCAUCCGUUAACGCAUCAUCAGAACACUCAUGCCAAGUCGUCACAGCAUACGCAGAGCGGUUCACAGUCGCACAACCACAAUAAUAACAACAGCAAAUGUAGCGGCAAUGGGGCGGCGGACGGGUCACACAAAUAUCAGACGAUAGCGAUGUCGUCGCGAUUACCAAUACCGUAUAAUAGUAAGAGGACGGCUGGAUCGAAUGUGGGCUCGCCGGCGGCCUGCUUCCUCAAGUCCGGUGGCGGCGGUGGCGGCGGUGGCGGCGGUGGUGGCGGAGGCUACGGAUCAAACCAGACCGCGCACAGGGUCAACCUCACGGCGUCCAACUACGGCGCGCACAAGCCGACUGCAAACUAUAUGAACGCGAACGUGUCCGGCUACGAGCACGCGGCCAACGGGCGCAAGAGCUACGGCAGUGACGAUCAGACGUACUACGACAUCGGCAAGUCGAUGAGCGGCUCUUACGGCUCAGGUCGUAAGGGCGGUUGUCUGCCGAAUAACAACGGCUAUAGAGGAGGAGGAGGUGGAGGAGGAGGAAGUGGAGGAGGAGGAGGGAAUGGAAGCGGAGGUGGCGGCGCCCGGUUGGACGCGUUCGCGAACGACAGCAACAGUCGAUCUAAUAACGAUGUCAACUACGAUACCGCCUGUCAGACUGCGGACGGCGUUGCUACGACGCUACCCGCUCACUCGUCUUCAGCCAACAACGCGAGCGCGGACAGUCAGGAGAAGCCGGCGGCGAGCCCACCGCCAGCCCCCUAUUCACCCAUGACACGGCCCCUUCCAACUGUCUCACCACCCACCCCCCAGGUCCAGUUUUACUCCGCACCGGCUCAGAACCGUUACCAGCAGACCUCGUCCAUGCCCCCGUCCCAGCAGCAGUCCAUCGGCGGUCAACAGCAACGUCAACGCUACUCGGUUACCCAGACGUUAUCGUCCACCAAUCGGAAGCCGUCCGACAAGUACUCGAGCACUGGCUCGCAGACAACGACGAUGCUGCGACAACCCAACAAGUACAAGGUGAACGGUAUAAUGCAGUCGACAGCGAUGGCGGCGACCAAGCUCAACGACGACGGUCUGGGAGGCGCCGGCGACGGUCCGACAGCGGGCACAGUCAACAGGAUGCCGAUAACGCCGCCCGGUACACCACGCGGCCAUCCGGCGGCCGGCGAUCAGAUGAGCGAUCAAUUGAGCGAAACGUGCCAUCAGAUGCAAGCGUUGACUCUGUAGACUCUCUCUUCCCAGCCAUUUCUUUCACGUCUUCGCCCUCUUUGUUGUCUUCUUAUCGAGAUAUGUUAUCUUAGGAGAGCGGAAAGAAAAACUACGCGCGACCUAAAAUGACGGCUACAAACUGUGAAAACAGACGAAUGCGGGAUCGACACAUACUAACAGACACACAACAUACGUACGUACGUAUAUACGCGUGCACGUACACGAAACAUGUGCAAACACACAACGCUACGGUAUAAUGUUCUCUGGUGAUCUCAGACCCACACAACACGCGAAGGUAACGUUCGCUAUGGAAAAACGAUAUCUUUCCUCGGUUCUUGAUCGCGCGAUGGCUAGCUGAUCUCCGCGGAGAAUGUGAUCCUGACGGACCUGUACAGACGCGUGAGCGCGCGAUAACGGCUACGAUAUUGUUAAUUGUUACAUGAUGGGUUAUGAAGGGAGAGAAAGAGACAGAUGACGGACGUACCUAUGUUGUACAACUUCGUGCGAGUUGGUGAUCUUUAAUGAGAAGUGCGUAGAAAAGAAUUAAGAGAGAAAUAAAACUUCUAUCUUAAUAGGCACAUAUACGCGCAGGUACGAUGCGUCAUUUACAUACAUCUACGUUAUAUAUUACAUACCGUAUAAUAUUACAUACUACUACAGUAUCCAAUGUUAUAUGCGUGAUAGGCUCGACAAACCAUGAAUCUCGCGAGCAAGGCUAGAUUAGUUAGCAAAAGAUAGAACCGAGAAACAAAUGAAAAAAAUGAAGAAAACAAAUAAUGUUGUUAUCGUACAAAGACGAGCGAUUUUGUCAUGUGUUCAAAAGAAAAAUAAACAAAAGAGUAAAACAAUGCAGAGAGAAGGGUAACAGGGAGGCGAGAUAGGGUUGAUUUCAUAAAACGGUUGCUCAAGGCACUGCCACAUCUCCAUGAUUUUUCAUUUUUUACCGCCGAGGACGGUAAUCCGUACUUAUAGUUUCUCUCUCUCGUUAGAGUAACCGUGAAUAUAUAUACAUAUAUAUUUCAUCACGUAGAGCGGAGUAUAACACCGAUUUGUUGUUCCUUUCGUUAACAAAUUUUCCGCGCAAAAUGUAACGUGUUGUAGCUGUUAAUACGAGAAAAAAAAAGAGAGACCCAAGUACGAAAGACGAAUCGCUCCGUACCCACAAGCGAAUAAGGUAAGAUAUUAAAUGAAAAAAUAAUGAAUUAAAAAAAUGUGUCGGCUGUGAGCUUCCAAGCAAAUAACAAUAAUUAAAUUAUUAUAAUAUUAAAGGUUAAAUAAUAUUCUACCUAAUUGUUAUGAACGUGGAUUUCUUUUAUCUAUAAAUGUGAAAUAAAUUUGUUAUCUCGUAUCUCGCAUACCGUAGCUAUGAUUGUCCAUUCUAGAGAGAGAGAAAGAGAAAGAAAGAAAAAAAACAGAUGGCAACGGAAAAGCAAAUGAAGUUUGUAGCGCCGUCACAUGUAAAAAUGAUACGGCGCACGUUUAACGGAUGAUAUUUCGAUGAACAUCCGAGAACGUGUGGUACGUAGAGAUAAUACGAUACGCGACAAAGGCCUAGGACGCGUAGGGAGAAUCUGUGAGAGUUGUUAACAAAGAAAUUAAUUUAUUGAAAAAAAGCAAGAGUGCCUUCUAUUUGUUUUCGUGAUUGUAUUGUUGAACAUUUGUUGCGUUACGUUCCGAGAGCCUCUAAUGUUGUUAUAAGAAAAAAGAGAUGUUUGAAGAA
Molecule: messenger RNA, 6594 nt
Organism: Odontomachus brunneus
Lineage: Eukaryota; Metazoa; Arthropoda; Insecta; Hymenoptera; Formicidae
Product: trithorax group protein osa-like
Exons: 9
Coding region: 1839-4892 (1017 amino acids)
Molecular function (GO): protein dimerization activity; RNA binding
Source: RefSeq, a predicted model, not a curated record